AAAGGCUUAAACCCUAAAUCCCCAAUCUGCAGCCUGUGCUAAAAGCUGGUGCCAUUUUCCUCCAGGCAAAGCGCUCAAAAGCCUUUCACUGUAGUGACUGAUCUUAUCUUUUUUCUAUCAUCAUUUUCUUUUUCUUUCUGAUUGCGCCAUGUACAGAGUCGCCGCCGCUGCCAUUGCUUCAUCAAUAAGGUCGUCUACUUCCAGAAAGCUGGUGUGCAGUAGGGUUGUCUAUAGCAGAAAUUAUGUUGCCAAGGAUAUUAACUUUGGCACCGGGGCUCGGGCGGCUAUGCUCGCCGGAGUUAACGACCUCGCGGAAGCUGUGAAGGUGACAAUGGGGCCAAAGGGUCGAAAUGUAAUUAUUGAGAAAAGUGGGGAUCCCAAGGUAACAAAGGAUGGUGUGACAGUAGCCAAAAGCAUCAAUUUUUCAGAGAAGGCAAAAAAUGUUGGGGCGGAUCUCGUGAAGCAGGUUGCCAAUGCGACCAAUAAGGUUGCUGGUGAUGGUACAACUUGUGCUACUGUGCUGACUCAAGCAAUAUUCACAGAAGGUUGCAAAUCAGUGGCAGCAGGUGUAAAUGUUAUGGACUUGCGCAAGGGUAUAAAUAUGGCGGUUGAUGCUGUUAUUGCAGAUUUGAAGAGCAGAGCACUCAUGAUUAGUACUCCUGAAGAAAUUACCCAGGUGGCCACUAUCUCUGCAAAUGGUGAGCGUGAAAUAGGUGAACUUCUAGCACGGGCUAUGGAGAAAGUUGGGAAGGAAGGAGUCAUUACUGUUGCUGAUGGAAAUACCAUGGAUAAUGAGUUGGAAGUAGUAGAGGGAAUGAAGCUAGCCCGUGGUUAUAUAUCUCCUUAUUUUGUUACAGAUUCAAAGACUCAAAAGUGUGAACUUGAGAAUCCUUUGAUCUUAAUUCAUGAGAAGAAAAUUUCAGACAUGAAUGCACUUGUGAGAGUAUUGGAGCUUGCUGUAAAGAGAAAUCGCCCUCUGCUUAUAGUUGCGGAAGAUGUGGAAAGUGAGCCGCUUACUAUGCUCAUUAUCAACAAGCAUCGUGCCGGAUUGAAAGUUUGUGCUGUGAAAGCUCCUGGUUUUGGUGAUAAUCGAAGAGCAAAUCUAGAAGAUCUUGCCAUCCUCACAGGAGGGGAGGUCAUUAGUGAAGAACAUGGAAUGAGUCUUAACAAAGUCCAGAUCGAUAUGCUUGGUUCUGCUAAAAAAGUCACUGUUUCUCUUGAUGACACUUUAAUUCUACAUGGGGGUGGGGAUAAGAAGUUUAUAGAAGAAAGGUGUGAGCAGCUAAGAACUGCCAUUGAGAAGAGUACUGCAGUGUUUGACAAGGAGAAAGCACAAGAACGGUUAUCAAAGUUGUCUGGUGGUGUUGCUGUUUUCAAGGUUGGAGGUGCUAGUGAAGCAGAAGUUGGAGAAAGGAAAGAUAGGGUGACAGAUGCUCUGAAUGCAACUAGGGCUGCCGUGGAAGAGGGCAUUGUUCCAGGGGGUGGUGUUGCUCUUUUGUAUGCCAAAAGAGUUCUUAGAAACCUUCAAACUGCAAAUGAGGACCAAAGAAGAGGAGUUGAAGUAAUAGAGAAUGCUCUUAAGGCACCUACUUAUACUAUUGCCUCAAAUGCUGGAGCUGAUGGAACACUGGUUCUUGGCAAACUAUUGGAACAAGAUGAUCUGAACUUCGGCUACGAUGCUGCUACAGGUGAGUAUGUUGACAUGGUGAAGGCUGGGAUCAUAGAUCCUGUGAAAGUGAUCCGAACAGCUUUGGUAGACGCUGCUAGUGUAUCACUGCUGUUGACUACAACCGAGGCAGCAAUUGUUGAUGCUCAAGGAGUGAAAAAUCCACUGAAAAACCGCAUGCCGAAUAUGGACGCCAUGCAGUACUAAGAUUAAUGUGGUGCCACUUGCCAAAAAUGGCAAAUACCCGAAGGCUGCGUUUGGAACAAUAGAUUUAGAUUUGGCUAAGAAUUUGAAAUUAAUGGAUUUCAAAUCACAUCUUUAAAAUCUCAUUUUGGGAAUUAUAGAAUUUGUAAAGGAUUUCAAAUUCAUUGAGUUAACGAUGCUAGAGCGUCUUACCUA
Molecule: messenger RNA, 2065 nt
Organism: Sesamum indicum (sesame)
Lineage: Eukaryota; Viridiplantae; Streptophyta; Magnoliopsida; Lamiales; Pedaliaceae
Gene: HSP60-3A
Product: heat shock protein 60-3A
Biological process (GO): protein refolding
Molecular function (GO): ATP-dependent protein folding chaperone; ATP binding
Source: RefSeq, a predicted model, not a curated record